This is a messenger RNA of Trematosphaeria pertusa, 957 nucleotides long. RefSeq names its product glutathione transferase. Lineage: Eukaryota; Fungi; Ascomycota; Dothideomycetes; Pleosporales; Trematosphaeriaceae. Gene Ontology annotation, cellular component: cytoplasm. The transcript has 3 exons. The record is from RefSeq and is a predicted model, not a curated record. Gene Ontology annotation, molecular function: glutathione transferase activity. The coding region runs from base 1 to 957 and encodes 318 amino acids.
AUGCAGAAGAUCCCCGGCUUCUCCGAAAGCGACGGCCAGUUCCGGCGCAAGCCAUCCGCAUUUCGGAAUUUCAUCUCGGCGGAUCCGUCCUCUGCCUUCCCCGCUGAACCGAACCGAUAUGCGCUGUAUAUCCAUCUCGGCUGCCCCUGGGCCCAUCGCACCAACAUCGUGCGCUCCUUGAAAUGUCUCGAAGACAUCAUCCAGCUCAUUGUCCUCGAUGACGCAGAGAUCAAGGACGGAAAGAUGAUGUGGUGCUUCGCGGGCGAGAAGAAGGAUCCGUUGUACGGGUUCAAGUAUCUGAAGGACUUGUAUGAGAAGAGCGAGCCGGGGUACGACGGGCGGUACUUGGUGCCUACGCUUUGGGAUAAGAAGACCGAGACGAUCGUGAGCAACGAGUCUAGCGAAAUAAUCCGGAUGUUCUACACCGAAUUCGACGCCUUCCUCCCAGAACACCUGCGGGAAUCUUCGAAGGGAGAGAAAGGUAUCUUCCCGCCCCAUCUGCGCGCCGAGAUCGAAGCCAUGAACGAAUGGGUGUACGACACCAUCAACAACGGCGUGUACAAGACCGGCUUCGCUACGUCGCAAGCUGCGUAUGAGGAGCACGUGUACCCCAUUUUCGCCUCUCUCGAUCGCCUGGAAGAGCACCUCUCCGACCCGAAACACCAACCCUUCCUGUUCGGCGACCACAUCACCGAGGCGGAUAUCCGGCUGUACCCUACGAUUGCGCGGUUCGAUGUCGCGUAUUUUACCAUCUUUAAGUGCAAUUUGAAGAUGAUCCGGUAUGAGUAUCCGCGGAUUGAUAAAUGGCUGAGGAGGCUGUACUGGGAUGAGACGAAUGGGGAUGCAUUCAAGAAGACGACGGAUUUUGCCGCGUACAAGGCGGGAUAUUCGAGGGCCGUGAAGGCGGCGGUUGUGCCGGCGGGUCCGGUGCCGGAUAUCUUGCCUCUUGAUGCGUGA